AUACCAAUACAUCUUUCGGUAUAUACAUUCGGAGAGAGAUGUCAGGGUCAUUUGUGAGAGGUGCACAGACCAUGAACUCCAUGUUUUUCAAGCCAGUGACACGCAAAACGUACCAUAAGAAAAGCUGUUCUCCAGAUAUGAUACGUGAGAGCAAGAAAAUGGAGGGUGAAGAAGGGGAGAGUAAGAGGCAUAUGGGAGAGAGUGAUGUUCAUGUGUGGAUUCCCCAUGAAAGGACUGGAAUCUAUUGUCCCAAAGGGCAAGAGAAAGUAAUAGACGAUGUUCCUGCGGUGGCUGGAAAGGAUUUCCAAGUUAAUUGGUUUUCUUAAGAUUUGAGUGUGUUUGUGUGUCUUGAUUACAACUUCAACAAUUUAUCAGGCUAUAUAGCGGCCUUUAUAU
This is a messenger RNA of Quercus lobata, 396 nucleotides long. Its product is annotated as F-box/RNI superfamily protein. The transcript has 2 exons. NCBI's taxonomy places the organism in Eukaryota, Viridiplantae, Streptophyta, Magnoliopsida, Fagales, Fagaceae. The coding region runs from base 39 to 326 and encodes 95 amino acids. The record is from RefSeq and is a predicted model, not a curated record.